UUGAGGAAGUGUUUUUUGAUGUUUAAUUCGUAUUUUUUAUGUAUCGUGAGGAUUUUGUGACCGACAAACUGUGAAAGCGUGUAAUAAAAUAUUAUUUUACAAUUAUAUACUAAGUGUAAUGGGAAAUAUGAAGAUGUCAGCUUUUCACCCUCAAAUCCUCGUCACCCUUCUGUCACUGAGCCUAGUAACAGGAGUACCGCAGAAGCCAAAUCUGGACGCUAUCUUGAACCGCCGCACUGACGUCUACAUCGCCGGAUUUUUCCCCUUCGGCAAAGGAGUCGAGAACUCAAAUACUGGUCGAGGCGUGAUGCCGAGCGUGAAACUGGCGCUAGACCACGUCAACGAACACGACUCUGUGCUGAGGAACUACCGGCUGCACAUGUGGUGGAAUGAUACAGAGUGCAAUGCAGCAGUAGGAGUCAAAUCGUUCUUCGAUAUGAUGCACAGCGGACCACACAAGCUCAUGCUAUUUGGAGCUGCCUGCACUCACGUCACUGACCCAAUAGCAAAAGCUUCUAAACAUUGGCAUUUGACACAGUUAUCCUAUGCUGACACACAUCCCAUGUUCACGAAAGAAGCAUUCCCAAACUUCUUUCGCAUCGUACCGUCAGAAAAUGCUUUCAACAUGCCGCGUAUCAGAUUGCUGGAACACUUCAAUUGGACAAGAGUUGGCACGAUCUAUCAGAACGAACCUAGAUAUGCUUUGGCACACAACCGUCUCCUAUCUGAUUUGGACGCUGCUAACUUCAUAGUAGAUGAAUCUCAGAGUUUUGCAACUGAAGUAAAGACGGCACUGUCUAAGCUGAAAGAGAAAGAUAUCAGAAUUAUAUUGGGCAAUUUCAAUGAAACUUGGGCACUGAAGAUAUUCUGUGAAGCGUACAAACUGGAAAUGUACGGCCGCGCCUAUACUUGGCUCCUACUGGGUACUUACAGCAGUAAGUGGUGGACCAGACGAGCUCCGUGUUCACGAAGGGAGCUAAGCGCUGCCCUUGAUACCACCAUCCUAACUGAUCUGCUGCCGCUUUCCACUACCGGCGAAACGACCGUUUCAGGAAUUACUGCAAAAGACUACCAAGUUGAGUAUGAUCGGAGAAGAGGAGUAGAAUAUUCCAGAUUCCAUGGUUAUACAUACGACGGCAUAUGGGCGAUGGCGCUAGCAAUCCAGACAGUAGCGCAUCGUGUGAAGUUAAAGUAUAAAGAGAAGACAGUGCAGGACUUCAGGUAUCGAGAUAAAGAGUGGGAGCAGCUGUUUCUGGACGCGUUGAGCAACGUCACCUUUGAGGGUGUAACUGGUCCAGUACGUUUUUACGACAACGAGCGCAAAGCGUCAAUUCUACUGAAGCAGUUCCAAGGAGAGCAGAUCGGGGAAGUGAAGGUCGGAGAGUAUUGUGCGGAACGGGAUCGACUGGACCUUGGCAGCGGGGACCCAUUCAAGUGGGUUGGAAAGAAUCCUCCAAAAGAUCGCACUCUUCAUCUAAUCGAGCAUACGCAAGUGAACAUCACACUGUACGCGGUGGUCGUGUUUUGCUCCGUGCUUGGCAUCUGUCUUGCUACUGGCUUCUUAGCUAUGAACAUACAUUUUAGGAAUCAGAGAUACAUCAAAAUGUCCUCUCCACACCUCAACAAUUUGAUCAUUGUGGGAUGUAUGCUCACGUACCUCAGUGUUAUCUUCCUCGGCCUUGACUCCAGUCUCAGUAGCAUCGCGGCGUUCCCGUACAUAUGCACCGCUCGCGCUUGGCUAUUGAUGGCUGGUUUCAGUCUGGCAUUUGGCGCGAUGUUCUCAAAGACCUGGCGCGUCCACUCUAUUUUCACAGACGUCAAACUUAAUAAAAAGGUAAUAAAAGAUUACCAGUUGUUCAUGGUGGUGGGUGUGCUGUUGUGCAUCGAUCUGAUCAUCAUGACCACUUGGCAGAUAUCUGAUCCAUUUUACAGGGCCACUAAACAAAUGGAAGCAUACCCUCAUCCCACAAGCGAAGACAUAGUCAUAGUGCAAGAGAACGAGUACUGUCAGUCAGAGAGGAUGCCAAUAUUUAUAGGAGCCAUUUACGCGUACAAAGGUCUUCUUCUGGUAUUCGGAGCAUUUUUGGCAUGGGAGACUCGACACGUAUCAAUCCCCGCUUUAAACGACUCGAAGCACAUCGGCUUGUCCGUUUAUAACGUGCUUAUAAUGUGUAUAAUGGGCGCACCUUGCGCAUUGGUGCUGGCCGAUCAUAAGGAUGUUUUAUUUGUGCUGAUCGCAAUCUUCAUCAUUUUCUGCACAACGGCUACUCUGUGCUUAGUUUUUGUACCAAAGCUGCUGGAACUGCGGCGCAACGGCUCCGGCGGCACGGGCGGUUCCCGCAUCCGCGCCACGCUGCGGCCCGCCGCGCCGCACGACUGCCGCGAGCCCGGGCCCGAGCUCGAGCGCCGCCUCAAGGAGCUGCGCCAGCACAACAACCGCUACCGCCGCACGCUGCAGGCCAAGGACAACGAGCUACAGAUGCUGCUAAGCAAACUGGGAAGUGACGCUAGUUCAGAAUCAUCGGUCAGAGAUUCAAAGUCUCCAGCCACGCAACGGACACGAUUGCCCAUUCCGAGAGAAACCGUCAGUCACCCGGAAACUAGUGAUAUAACGUCAGUGUGCAGCCUCAGCGCAUCAGCUGGCGCUGAAACUGAAUACAUCGGUUUGCAGAAUCAUCACUCAGUGGAAAAGCUAAAGCCAACUGCUCCCCCAGAACCCGUAAAAGAAACACUGAAAGAGCCGCUGAAGGAACCCAGAAAGGAGCAAACCAAGAAUGUUUCCUUCAAGAACCACCUGGACUACACGAGUCCACCUUCUUCGAAAGCUGUGCCUGAGAAGGACCAACUUGCCAAACUGCCUUACGGAUGGUCCUCUGAAGAACCAUCAGAGCCUCCGAAGCCGGUGGAACUAGCUAAAGCAGAAGCUAAGACCAUUCCAGCAAUCAAAACCACUGAAAUUCCCAAGUCGAUGCCAGCUAAAGUGCAAGAACCCAUGUACUCGAAGGCAGCGACUCCUAAAGUAAAUAAGACACCCGAAAUGCAGAAGAAACAGACAAAAGCGAGCGACACGAAGCCGCCGUACAAGACGGCUCCUCGCGGCCACCGGCGCAUGUCGAGUGUCAGCGCCGGGGCCUUGCUGGCGGAGCUCAUGCACGUGCCCGUGGACGAGCACGAGCCGCCCGCGCCCGCUGCGGCGGAGCGGAAGGCCAUAGGUCAGGAACGUGAUCCACCUAAGCCGAAGCAAGAGCUAGAAGAUAUUCUGGAUAUAGACCACGAUUACUCAUCAACGGAAAGGAAAAAAUCAUGUCAAAGAAGAGAUUCGGAGAAGAGGAAAAAGGAGAAUUUCAUUGUUGUACAAAGUGACUUGUGGGACACCAACACAUUCCAAUACACUUGCCAAAAAUCCCCGCCAAGUCACGCCCAUUCCCCCAUGCAGAGGAGUGUUUCGGAGAAGAGUCGUCAACAGUCAUCAUCAUCACCUCACCACCAAAGAGAAUCUGAUAGAACUUCAGACAGAAGAGCUUCUAACACCUCCAUCAACCAUGCUGGUGCAGUGAGAGUUGGCACUCCAGAAGGCUAUCGGGAGUCAGAGACACUUCGUAUGACAGAUCGACUUUCUAAGCGUCGAGGUUCAGAAUUCCCGCAGCCCGUUAGUACACCUCCUCAUCAGAUACAAGCUAAGAGAAGACAGUCUUCUGCUCAGAUAAGAACAUAUCAAGAAGAAAUGGAAGAAAAUGCCGAAAUUGCACAACGAAGGCUCGAAGACCUGCCCAAAAAACUAGUAUAUGAAAAAUCUAUACAGGAAUCCAAAGAAAGCAUAGACAGAAAACCUGAGCCAGAUAUCAUACGGGUUUCUAAAAAACAGGAAUCUCCGAAGAGGGUGGUUCAGGACCCUGAUACAAUAAGGGUUACUAAGGGACAAGAAUCGCCCUCGAAACGGUUAAGGCAAGAAGCAGAACCUUUGAAAAGGGCGAAGGGAGUGGGAGAUUCGCCGAGGUUGACGCAGGCCACUCAGAGCCGGCCUGAUCAUCACAAGAGCAGUCCUAAUGUUGCUUCGAGGCACAAAGUUGUUUCACCAGGCCAGAGAGACGAACGGAAAUCAGCUACAUAUUCCCGAAAGGAUUCCAAACGACAAGAGUCGACAGAAAGAAAGAUGUACACCGCUAGCUCAGAGUCUGAGUUAUUCGAGUGCGCAAUCCUGCCCAUCUUCCACAAGCUCCUGACCGAAAGACACAAGAGUCAGCCGCAUGGACUGAACCUCAGCUACGGGGUCAGCUGCCCAAACAUUUCCAUCAAGUGUGAUAUUGUGGAAUAUUUAUAAGUUUCAAAUGUUUCUACUCGUACCGGUAAUAACAGUGUCUAAUGUUUUUAAGUUGUGGUUUGUUAGGCAAUGGCGGACCCGUGCAGAAACAUUUUAUUUACAAAAUAUUUUCGGUGCCCGCGCCACGUCCGUAAUUUGUCUCUCCGUUUGUGUCUCCGUCACCGGCCACAUAUGCUGUUUGUAUCAUCUCUGCUCCUCUACGUUUAUGAUAGGCGGGGUUAUGCUGUAGCUACUUUAUAGCAUUUAACAAAUCACGGCAACUAGAACGAUCGAUCAGCACGACAUCAUUUCGAGUGUUUGCCAAAAUGUUAUUUUUUUAUCAGAUAACAUUUUAUUGCAGAGUUGCAAAUUUUCAUACUUGUAUUCAUGAAAAAUUUAAAAAAUUUAAAUUUUUGUGGCAAUCAAGCAGCAGUCCUGAUAAAGUUCGAGAAACUGUCUCUCUAAAAUCUCAGAACAAAAUGGACUUAAUUUACCUCGCUUAGCUAUAAUAAUAGUAAAAGUAACGUAAAGAUUCGCGACCUUUGCGUAUAGGUACCAUGCUGAGAAACAUCGCAUGGAUUUAAGUUUUUUUUUUAUAAUUCCUUAAUUUUUUUAAGAGUUAGUAAGCGAUCAAUGAUAGCCAUUAAGUACCCAGACACAAUAUAAUUUUAACAAACAAAUAGAUUCAGCGAGAAUAAGCAUAACGAGUGCAAUUUUGUAUAAUAUUACCUAUUACCUCGCUCACUCCAUUUAUCAUGAAAAAUGUAUAUUGGUGAGCCUAGGCAGUAAGAUUGGCCUUUAAACCGUCACAGUAAAUGGAGGUCUA
Pararge aegeria (speckled wood butterfly) is the source of this 5126-nucleotide messenger RNA. It is a transcript of the gene GABA-B-R2, whose product is annotated as gamma-aminobutyric acid type B receptor subunit 2. Gene Ontology annotation, cellular component: G protein-coupled receptor heterodimeric complex; membrane. The transcript has 31 exons. Gene Ontology annotation, molecular function: G protein-coupled GABA receptor activity. The record is from RefSeq and is a predicted model, not a curated record. NCBI's taxonomy places the organism in Eukaryota, Metazoa, Arthropoda, Insecta, Lepidoptera, Nymphalidae. The coding region runs from base 119 to 4321 and encodes 1400 amino acids. Gene Ontology annotation, biological process: G protein-coupled receptor signaling pathway; gamma-aminobutyric acid signaling pathway.